AUGAGUCUGGCCGCCCCACCUGUGGGAGAGGGGCUGUGCAGGAGCUUCCGGGUGUCCAAGGAAGGAGGCCCCGGGGCUGUGGCCAUGCCCUUCAGACUAGGGGAUGAGGCCCCGCAGCUCAAGGGAGCUCAAGGGAGUUGGGGGGCUCACAGCAGCGGCACCUGCGCUCCAGAGCCACCCACAGCUGAGAGCGUGGCGGCCUGUUGUGGAGACCCAGGCCCAGCCAGGAGGGGUCGAAGGCGGCGAGCGAGGCUCCCCGACGCCGCCUGUGACGGGCGAGAAGGCGGCCAGCUGGAGCCCGUCCUGAGAGAGCGUCUGGGGCACAGCCUGGCCGCCGGCGCCUGCGGGGACUGCGGUCAGAGCUACACCCCCACAGUGUUUGAGCGGCUCGGUGUGAAUCUGCAGAUGAAGGGCAAGCCCGUGCACCUCCAAAUCUGGGACACAGCAGGACAAGUGGAUUACGAUCGCCUGCGGCCCCUCUUCUACCCUGACGCCAGCGUUCUGCUCCUCUGCUUCGACGUAACCAGCCCGUACAGCUUCGACAACAUCCCUAACCGGUGGUACCCGGAGGUGAGUCACUUCUGCAAGAAGGUGCCCAUCGUCCUUGUGGGCUGCAAGACUGACCUGCGCAGGGACAAAGUGCUGGUGAAGAAGCUGCGGAAAAAUCGCUUGGAGCCAGUGACCUACCACAGGGGCAAGGAGAUGGCGAGAUCCGUGGGCGCCGUGGCCUACCUCGAGUGCUCGGCUCUGCUCCGAGAGAACGUCCAGGCCGUCUUCCAGGAGGCGGCCAAGGUGGCCCUCAGCAGCCGCAGCCGCAAUGUCUGGCGGCGGAUUACCCGGACCUUUUGUGUGGCGACCUGACUGGCGACUUGGGGACCUCCCGACCCCACAGCACUGGAAGGAGCCAGCGCUGACCCUCUGCCCCGUGGGCUCUCUGGACUCCAAACUGCACUUCAUAAAGGUGGCCUCCUUCGAGGUCGGACCCAUCCCAAGUGGAUUCCUGGACUGGAGUGGACCCCCUCUGAGCCUGGGUUUAGGGCCCCACCAGCCUUGGGACAGGCAGUGGGUCCAAACUCCCAGCCCUGUACGGCACAUCCUGGCACUUCCACCCCCUGAUGGCUGCUCCCGGGACUGCACCUUCUGGACCUGGUCUCCCCCGCCAGGCCAGCUCCUUCCUCCAGUAAUUAACACCUGA
This is a messenger RNA of Condylura cristata (star-nosed mole), 1195 nucleotides long. RefSeq names its product ras homolog family member D (gene RHOD). NCBI's taxonomy places the organism in Eukaryota, Metazoa, Chordata, Mammalia, Eulipotyphla, Talpidae. The record is from RefSeq and is a predicted model, not a curated record. Gene Ontology annotation, biological process: cell migration; small GTPase-mediated signal transduction. The transcript has 6 exons. Gene Ontology annotation, molecular function: GTPase activity; GTP binding. Bases 1 to 861 code for a protein of 286 amino acids.